AUGGCUGAUAAAUAUGGCCGUCGUCCUAUAAUAGGUAUUUGUCUAUUGCUAACGGCAUGUUCUGGAUUUAUUUGUACAUUCUUUCCACAAAAAGCUAAAUUUGGUUUUUGGUCAAGUUAUUCAGCUUAUACAUUAGGUCGCUUUAUAUUAGCUUGUACAACCAGAGGCAUUGGCAUUACUGGAUUUGUACUAGUCACUGAACUAGUUGGUCCAACAAAAAAAUUUCUAGCAGCAAUUAUUAUUCAUUAUUGCUUUCCACUCGGUCAAUUAGUUUUGGUUGUUUUUGCUUAUUUUAUUCGUGAAUGGAGACGUUUAACAUUGGCUCUAACUAUAUUUACAAUCCCGUUCAUAUUAUUGCAUUUUCUUGUGCCAGAAUCAGCAAGAUGGAUGAUUAGUAAAGGACAAUAUGAACAAGCAGAAAAACUACUUCGAAAAAUUGCAAAAACAAAUAAAAGACCAUUUGAUGAGGAAGCAUUUCAAAGAAUGAUAGUUGAUCAAGAAAAAGCUCGUCUUUGGGUCAAUCUUCCUACUGUGUUGUUCGGUAUUCUAUCACUUGUGGCAGCUCUUCUCGUUCUCAUACUACCGGAAACAUUAAAUAAAACACUUCCACAAACAAUUGAAGACACAGAACAAAUGGGUUUGGUUUGCAUCCGUAUUCGUGAUGCUCGACGAAGUCCAAAAACAAAACGGAAAGCUUGUACCGAAAAUGAUCAGAAUACAAAUGAAGACCUACUAUUAAGUGAACAAUUGAAAGUAACUGAUCAACUUUAG
Rotaria sp. Silwood1 is the source of this 771-nucleotide messenger RNA. Lineage: Eukaryota; Metazoa; Rotifera; Eurotatoria; Philodinida; Philodinidae. The record is from the annotation of a GenBank genome assembly.